Molecule: messenger RNA, 873 nt
Organism: Pneumocystis jirovecii RU7
Lineage: Eukaryota; Fungi; Ascomycota; Pneumocystomycetes; Pneumocystales; Pneumocystaceae
Product: inorganic pyrophosphatase
Exons: 10
Coding region: 1-873 (290 amino acids)
Biological process (GO): phosphate-containing compound metabolic process
Cellular component (GO): cytoplasm; nucleus
Molecular function (GO): inorganic diphosphate phosphatase activity; magnesium ion binding
Source: RefSeq, a predicted model, not a curated record
AUGAGUAGUCCUUCAGCUCAAUAUACUGUACGUCAUGUGGGUAUACCUAAUACAUUAGAUUAUAGAGCAUUCAUUGAAAAGAACGGAGAAAUAGUCUCUCCGUUUCAUGAUAUUCCUUUGUACGCUAAUGCAGAAAAAACUGUAUUAAAUAUGAUCGUAGAAGUACCUCGUUGGACUAAUGCAAAAAUGGAGAUAUCUAAAGAAGAGUUAAUGAAUCCUAUUAAGCAGGACUCUAAAAAGGACAGAUUACGUUACGUGAGAAACUGUUUUCCUCAUCAUGGAUAUAUAUGGAAUUAUGGGGCGUUCCCUCAGACGUGGGAGGAUCCAAGUGUUAUAAAUUCUGAAACAAAAGCGAAGGGAGAUAACGAUCCUCUUGAUGUUUGUGAAAUAGGAGAAACAGUAGGCUAUAUUGGUCAAGUAAAACAAGUCAAGGUUCUCGGUGCUAUGGCACUUAUAGAUGAAGGAGAAACAGAUUGGAAAAUUAUUGUUAUUGAUGUAAAUGACCCAUUAGCUCCAAGGCUCAAUGAUGUGGAAGAUAUUGAACGUCAUCUUCCAGGUCUUAUUCGUGCUACGAAUGAAUGGUUUCGUAUUUAUAAAAUCCCGGAUGGAAAACCUGAAAAUAAUUUUGCUUUUUCCGGGGAAUGUAAAAAUAAAAAAUAUGCUUCUGAAAUUAUUCGUGAAUGUCUAGAAUCAUGGGAUCGCCUUAUAUCUGGGAAAUCUGAUUCAGGAUCUAUCAAUUGUACGAAUACUACAAUUUCGUAUUCUCCUUUUUAUUCAAAUGAAUUGAUAAAUAUUCCUUUUGGGGAGAAUCAUCAGCCUGCACCUAGAGAUCCUUCUAUUGAUAAAUGGUUUUUUAUUUCAGGAGGAAUAUAG